Molecule: messenger RNA, 2438 nt
Organism: Nematostella vectensis (starlet sea anemone)
Lineage: Eukaryota; Metazoa; Cnidaria; Anthozoa; Actiniaria; Edwardsiidae
Product: signal recognition particle subunit SRP72
Exons: 22
Coding region: 55-2070 (671 amino acids)
Biological process (GO): SRP-dependent cotranslational protein targeting to membrane
Cellular component (GO): signal recognition particle, endoplasmic reticulum targeting
Molecular function (GO): ribosome binding; 7S RNA binding; protein binding
Source: RefSeq, a predicted model, not a curated record
AAUUAUACGCACAAGGGACAUCAGCUGACCCUAAAAUCGCGGUCCCUAUCCAAGAUGGCGGCUAACACGUCACCUUCGCUUCCUCAGUUAUUUAGUGAAUUAGAUCGACUUGGCAAAGAAGGAAACUACUCUAAAGCCCAAAAAAUAGCGAACAAAAUUCUACAGGAGAGCCCAGCCGACGAAGAUGCCUUUCAUUGUAAAGUAGUUUGCCUCAUCCAGCAGUCAUACUUCCACGAGGCUUUGGACGUCAUUAACUCGGGAUCCAAAAAAGGAAUCAAAGUGCUUCCCUUUGAAAAGGCUUAUGCCUUGUAUCGGCUGAACAUGACGCAGGAGGCUAUCCAGACGUUACAGGCUCUGCCAGAUCCUGGUCCCAAAGAGAAGGAGCUUCUUGCACAAGCACUUUACAGACAGGAGAAAUAUGAGAAAUGUAUGGAUAUCUACAAGGAGCUAAUCAAGAAUUCUGUGGAUGACUAUGGAGAUGAGCGAGAGACUAACAUGUCUGCCGUUAUAGCCUCAUCUAAUCAGUGGGGCUCUGUGAAACUGGAAAAUGUUGGUCUGCGUGAGCACACAUAUGAGUUGAGCUACAAUGCAGCUUGCCUGGAGCUGGCUAACAACAACUUGGAAGGUGCCAUCAAAAAGCUGCAACAGGCUGAGGUGCUUUGCCGGAAAAGUCUAGAGGAAGACUCAGAUAUUACAGAGGAAGACAUUGAAGCUGAGCUUGGAGUUGCCAGGACUCAACUUGGCUACACUUACCAAAUCCAGGGCAAAAAUGAGGAUGCGAUGAAGCUUUAUAACCAAGUCUUAAAGAACAAACCAAGCGAUAUGUCUCUAACUGCUGUGGCAUCCAAUAAUGUCAUCACAUUGAACAAGGACCGAGAUGUGUUUGACUCCAAGAAGAAAGUCAAGGCAACAACCAUUGAUGGGCUUCAGUACAAACUAACCCAAGCACAGUUCCGUAACAUGGAGUUCAACCGCUGUCUUCUCUUUCUUUACUCUAAUCAGCUGGAAGCUUGUCGUUCUCUGAUUUCUAACUUGGAGGGCAAAUACCCCCAAAGUGAUUUUCCCUGUCUGAUGAAAGCCUCCCUCCUACACAGAGAGAAACAUUAUGAUAAGGCUAUUCACAUGCUCAAGGAGUAUGCUGAGAAACAUCCUGAAACUGCAACACAUGUGAAACUUACACUUGUUCAAAUGUGCCUCACACAAGGGAAUAUUGAGGAAGCCUGUAAAACUCUGCAUUCCAUCAAAGAAUUAUGCCACAAACCAGGAGUGGUAUCAGCACUUGUUACGCUUUACUCUCACCUCGGUAACAUUCCUGCCGCUAUAAAGUUAUUGGACUCUGCUGUGGAGUAUGCACAGGAAAACAAGGGCUUAUUCAAGCAGUCUGAAGUGUUAUCUCUAAUGCGUGAGAAUGUGGCUUACAAACUGCAGCAUGGACAUGCUAAGGAUGCUGUCGACAUGCUAGAGAAGCUGCACAAGCAAGAUUCGCACGAUAUGAAGACUCUUGCUCAACUAAUCACAGCAUACUCUCAAUUCAACCCUAAGGAGGCUGAAAAUAACCAAAGGUACAGUGAGCGGCUGCCCCCUCUAGAGGGAGACUCAGCGAUGGACGUGGAUGCCCUGGAGACUAGUCAGCUUACAUGUGGGCCUCGCUUUGGCCGGCAGAGGGGAAGACCCGACGAAGAUGGUGCAGUAGAACUGAAUACGGAUGUGAUCAUGAAGAGAAGAAAACGAAAAAGGAAGAAGGGCAAAUUACCCAAGAAUUGCAACACUGAGGUCGACCCGGAUCCGGAACGAUGGCUGCCAAAAAGAGAGCGAUCCUAUUACAAAGGCAAACGUCAGAAGAAAACCAAUGUCGGCAAAGGCACUCAGGGUACAGCGUCCGCGUCGUCGACAGGAACCGAAUCGCCUAAAACUCCAGCAAGUCCAAAAGCUGGGUUGUCCUCGCCGCCUGGGUCCCCGGGAGGAGGAGCCACCUCAGCCCCGUCCAAUGUGGUCCCUCCUCGGCAACAGCAGCCCGCAGCCGCUAAAAAGAAACAAAGACCAAAGGGCAAGAAAAAGGGAGGCUGGUAGACAACCUUAGACUCUGCCACCCGCCAUUUUGUUAGCCAAGCAAAAUACCGAAAAUAUAUCCAUUUCCACCGGCUGAUUUCAGAAAAAGGUAUUGCAGUAUUUUCGAUUGAAGUUGUUCGAUAACGUAUACAACUUUGUUUUAGAUGGUUAUUUUGGAAUUUCUUCAAAUAAUUUGUCUUCCAAUAUCGAUCGAAAAGGUGUGGCUGACCAGAGCUCCAGGACAGGUCAUUUAUUCCCCAUCCCAAAAAAGUUCAAUCUAUUCUAGAAAAUAUUCUUAGUUGGAGGUAAAAAUAUAGGAAUAACUCUAUAUGAAGAUAAGCCAAUGUAAUUCUAAAAAUAAUGAACAAAUAAAAAUGGAUUCGAGGCGA